UGUGUGCGGGUCCGGUCCUCCGUGGGGAGAAGCCGACGCGCAGCGACACGACCGACCGGCGGGAGGGACGGAGGGACGGACACCGGGGACCUGUGCACCUGGAGGCGCUGUGCUCUCUGAGCGGAGAGUGGAUGAGGUUGAUGCUGCUCUGCUGCACGUGGAAGGACGAACGCAUGGGAGAGGAGGAAGCUGGAGGAAGUUUGCCCGUCUGUGCGGGAUGCAAACAGAGGAUCUACGAUGAGCAGUACCUGCAGGCCCUCAACGCUGACUGGCACACUGUCUGCUUCAGAUGUUGUGAGUGCAGCGGCUCGCUGUCCCACUGGUAUUAUGAAAAAGAUGGACGGCUUUUCUGCAAGAAGGACUACUGGGCCAAGUUUGGGGAGCUGUGCCACGGCUGUAAUGAUCCGAUCACCACCGGCCUCAUCAUGGUCGCAGGGGAACAGAAAUAUCAUCCAGAAUGCUUCACCUGUCUGAACUGCAGGACGUUCAUCGGUGAUGGAGACACGUACGCCCUGGUGGAAAGAUCCAAACUCUACUGUGGUCACUGCUACUACCAGACCAUCAUCACCCCGGUGUCACUGCCGGAAUCACCAUGCUCGCGAAUCCCGCACACGGUCACGCUGGUGUCCAUCCCAGCCUCCGCCGAGGGCAACAAUGGACGCAGAGGGCGAGGUUUCUCUGUGUCCAUCGAUCAGCCACUGAGCCCGACCAACGGCUACAGUCCUGAUCAUGGACACACUAUUAGAGUCUCCCAGGUGGACCCAGACUGCAUCAGUCCAGAUGUGAAAAAUUCCAUUCAUGUUGGAGAUAGGAUCCUAGAAAUCAAUGGGACGCCCGUUCACAAUGUUCCUCUGGAUGAGAUCGACUUACUUAUCCAGGAGACCAGCCGGCUGCUGCAGCUCACCAUCGAGCACGACCCUCACAGUCAGGGGCAGGAGGGAGGCCCCUCAGAGGCUGAGGAGCAGGUGGACAGCCCCCUGUCUACCCCUCUGCCCCAGGGGCCCAGCCCCAUCCUGCCCAUCACCCAGCCCCCCAACCCCGACAUCAGCAACCUGAGAUCCCGCAUCAUCACGCGCAGCUGCAGCAUUGAUAAGUCACCAGGAUCCAGCAACGCAGCGUCCCCCAUCUCCCAGAGGAAGGAUAUGAAUCGAUCAGAGUCGCUGCGAGUCGUUUCAAACCGAAUGCACCGCAUCUUCCGCCCAUCUGACCUCAUCCAUGGGGAGGUGCUGGGGCAGGGCUGCUUUGGUCAGGCCAUCAAGGUGACCCACAGGGAGACAGGGGAGGUGAUGGUGAUGAAGGAGUUGAUUCGCUUUGAUGACGAGACACAGAAAACAUUCCUGAAAGAGGUGAAGGUCAUGCGUUGCCUGGAACACCCUAAUGUGCUCAAGUUCAUCGGCGUCCUCUACAAGGACAAGAGACUCAACUUCAUCGCAGAGUACAUAAAAGGAGGGACCUUGAGGGAAAUCAUCAAGAAAAUGGACAGCAACUAUCCCUGGAACCGGCGGGUCAGUUUUGCCAAGGACAUAGCUGCUGGGAUGUCAUAUCUGCAUUCCAUGAACAUAAUCCACCGGGAUCUGAACUCUCACAACUGUCUAGUCCGAGAGAACAACACAGUGGUGGUGGCAGACUUCGGCCUGGCCCGGCUCAUGAUUGACGACAAGCACGAGGAGAAGUUGUCCCAGGGUAAACUGUCUGGUCUGAAGAAGCCUGACCGCAGGAAGAGGUACACUGUUGUGGGAAACCCCUACUGGAUGGCUCCUGAGAUGAUCCAUGGGAAGAGAUAUGAUGAGAGAGUAGACAUCUUUUCCUUUGGUAUCAUGCUCUGUGAGAUAAUUGGCAGGGUGAACGCAGACCCAGACUACCUCCCCAGGGCGAGGGACUUCGGAUUGAACGUUUCUGGGUUCCUGGAGCACUUUUGUCCCACAGAUUGUCCCCACGCCUUCUUCCCCAUGGCAGCUGUGUGCUGUGACCUUGAUGCGGACAAACGACCUGCUUUCACCAAACUGGAGGAGUGGCUGGAGAACCUCAAGAUGCACUUGGACAUCGGUCUUCCCCUGGUGUCUGAACUGGAGAUGAUGCACAAGGCCUUCUGGGAGAACCACAGCAUCUCACACCCUGAAAACGGCCUGCACACCCACCCCGAACAGCCGGAGUAGGACUGAACACAACAGGAAGUGUGGGAAGAUUGAAUUCCCCCACCAGGGCGGCGACCGCCUGCCUCAGGUGGUCCAGCGACUGGAGGAGUCAUGUAAAUACCCCUCCAUGUUUGAAGCAGAUGCAGCGAGCUCAGGCUGGCUCAGGCUUAAUGGACAGACAGACUCAGGGGGAAAAUGUGGAUCUUAAAAGCCACCUGUGCGAGAUGCACUAACACACACACACACAAAUCAAGAGACAUUAACUAUGAUAGCUUGUUUCUGCUGAAUCCAAAGCUUAAGUGGAACAUGUCAUAUGCAAUUAGACCCAACUUUCAAAUCAUCAACUCCUGAAUCCUGUAGAAUUAACAUCAGUGGCCAGGUCAUUCAAGAAAACGUAUUGUUGUUACUGUAGUGUGUGAAUCCAUAUGGAUUAAGUAGUCCAAAAACAAGGUUCAAAGCAAACCUUCAGCCCCUCUCUUUGGGCAUCCACAGAGUACAUUGUGCCGUAUGUGAUUGCAGGUGUUUUUUCUGUGAGUUUGGUUUGAUAUUUGCUUUUUGGUUUGGAUUUUAAAACUGAAUUUAUAAAAACUGCAAAGCAGAGGGGCCUGUCUGUCGCUCAAGACACACAAGGUUGCCAUCAUCGCGUUGUCCACUUUUGCAAGUCAAACAAUACCUUUCAAGCUUUAAGCUGCUUACUGAAGAGCGCAUGACUGUAAAUAAUGCCCUCAGGUCAGAUCCUGGUUCAUCGUGUCUCCCUGACCUCAGACCUACUUGUGUCUGUUGCGCUGCUCCUCUCCCUCAUGUGUAGCACUGACUUCACACUGUACACAUAAAGUCGUCACGUUGUCUCCCCGAUUUUAAGAGCUGUCUCAUUCACAUUCACUCGGCAACUUGCAGUGUAUCAUGCAUUUAUACAAGUGUACAUAGCUGGCAACAUUGUAAAUGUUUUAAAUAUUGUAUAUUUACAUAGACAUAUUUUAUAUAAAUAUGCUACAUUGCCAUAUUUUUACUGGCCGACCAGUUGAAAUUCAGGAGAGUAAUAGUUUGACGGCAGGCCACUGUGGCAGGUUAGAGGCUUUUAGCAUUUGAGAUAUGAGAAAUCUUAUCACCAUGAAACAUCUCCAACCCUCAUUUCGAGCUCAGUAAAUGUCACAUUCUCUCAUUUCUCUCUAUCAAACAAGCAUUUCUGAAUAAUUAAUUAACCCCAUAAUACUGGAUUAUCUAAUUACAUCAAAGUGUUGCCCAUUAUUAUUGGGCUAAUUAUCGAUAUUCAUCGACAGAUCUUUUAAUAAUUAUUCACUCAUCUCAUGCACUGCACAGUAGUGGAGGUGUGGGGAUGAUAACACAAGGUACUGUCCUAUGAUGUCAGCUGUCUGUCCACAUAUCUGUCUCUCCUCCUGUGGAUGAUCCACUGUUCGUUUACAUGUAAAUGCUAGCUGUAAAUAUCACUGUAUAUACGUGUCUGUCCUUACAUCUGUCUGCGUGCAUUGCAUAAAUAUCUGCCACUUGCUACGUUUCUCUCUUGCACCUUCGAGCAUAAGAUUUCUGUCUCCAAUCUAAAAAUCUUUUUUGGUAUUAUUUAAAUUUUCUGCUGUUGUUUUUUUAAGGGCUGCAUGAUGUACUACUAGGUAGGUGUCUCCAGCUUCUAAACCAAGUCCUUUUUUAUUCUAAAUAUUCUGAUUUUGAAUAAGAAAACCAGAAUGAGAAAAAGUCAACAGAGAAAGCCAGGCUAAAAAGAAGAUGAGAAAAAAAAACAGCAUUUUGUUUAUAUAUCCACUGAAAUCUUUUGUAUAGAUUUGAGUACUUUUAUUUGCACUAUAUUACCUAAUGGCUGGUUGAAGCCAUGUUUAUUAAUUUCCUCUCGUGGGCUACUUGUGAUAAGGAAUAAAUUAUGUCAGUUCAGGUUGAUAAACUUAUGAAUGCAAGACACUGAUAGAGCCUUUCAACUGUAAAAUGGGAUCUGGGGAAUUCAUCCUCUUGAUAGCAAACUGGAUUGUGUGAAGAUUAGUGGCGUUUCUGAUUAUUAAGAUGCGUUUUUGUGUGGUUCAGAUUUGAAAAACAUUUUUGGCUAUGAUAAUAUAGUUUGUAUGAAUUUUCAAGCAAAUGCCUCCAAAAUUCUUGGAGUAUCUUGAUGUCCAGUUCUUUUUCGGUCUUUGCUACCAAGAGGAUGUGACGUCUCAGUUCUGCCUGCUGCCUACAGACUGGUCCUUUGUGAAAGAUGUUCUGUGUUGUUUCUGACUGCUUGGUUUCAAAUGUGAUGCCGCGAGAGGCUGCAACCACUGCUGGUCCCUCUGAUAGUGAAGCACUUAAACUGGCUUGCCUCACCUCUCACCUAACCCCUCACACUCUUCUGGCUCAGGGCCGUAACUUUCUGGAGCUCACGUCACAAUUCAGUUAAUUCAGCAGCUUUUACUGGAAAACGGUACUUAACACUAACAGACACAAAGAGCAUGCAACCUUCUGUCAAUAUAUAUAAAUAUAUAUAGGCUGAUAACACAAAAUAUGCUACUGUAAAACAAGCCCCUCCUGGUUGAUGUGUUCGUCCGUGAGCAUGUACUGUACACGGCUUUGCCAUGUUUCUGUCUCCAUUGCUGUCUGAGCCACGUCGAGCAUGUUAGAUGUGUCCGUGAAGACGUCUCGAUGAUCGAUGAGAAUGUUUCAGCAGCAGUUCUUUGCAAAGGAUCGUUACCUCUGAACAAUGCUGUGCCUUUGUUGUAAGCUAGCCUUGCCAACGAAUCGAAAAAACGUGAACUGAUUUCCCUUUUUUUUUAUGUAUCAUAAGUGCAAGCCUGAUUCAAGUGGAUUGAAUAUCAUUGCUGAUGCUGUUUUAUUAGGUUCCGUCUUGUUCUGUAUCAUAUUUAUCUUUUCCAGACUUCCAUUGUCUGUUUGGAUAUUUGAAUAUAAAAUUUCAUUUUUUGGUCUUAUUUAAAACAUUUUUUUACACAAGCUGUGAAAACAAUUCUGCACUUUAUUCCUGAAGGUGAACAUGACGCUGGGGAGGCGACUGUUUUUUUUCUUCUUUUGUCACAGCUAAAAAUAAAACUGUUGCUCCUUAAACAAA
Molecule: messenger RNA, 5196 nt
Organism: Scophthalmus maximus (turbot)
Lineage: Eukaryota; Metazoa; Chordata; Actinopteri; Pleuronectiformes; Scophthalmidae
Gene: limk1a
Product: LIM domain kinase 1a
Exons: 16
Coding region: 132-2156 (674 amino acids)
Biological process (GO): protein phosphorylation; actin cytoskeleton organization; positive regulation of stress fiber assembly
Cellular component (GO): nucleus; cytoplasm; neuron projection
Molecular function (GO): protein binding; ATP binding; protein serine/threonine kinase activity
Source: RefSeq, a predicted model, not a curated record